Messenger RNA from Bursaphelenchus xylophilus (pine wood nematode), 808 nucleotides. The record is from the annotation of a GenBank genome assembly. Lineage: Eukaryota; Metazoa; Nematoda; Chromadorea; Rhabditida; Aphelenchoididae.
AUGGCCAAGAUGAACAUCAUAGCGGCCGUCGAUCUGGCCGGAGGAAUCGGCAAGAAAGGCGGUCUUCCAUGGCAUUUACCUGAAGAUUUCAAACAAUUUGUUCGGCUGACGACAGAGACUAAAGAUUCGGACAAGAGAAAUGCGGUGAUUAUGGGCAGGAAGUGCUGGGAAAGUAUCCCCGAGAAGUUCCGACCCCUCAAGAACCGUCUCAGCGUGGUGCUGAGCACGAGUUUGAAGCCAAGUGUAUGUUUUUUUAACAAAGACCUCAAGCUUGGCGUUAAGAUCCAGGUUUAUUUUGCAUUGCAAUUAGAAAAAAGGCAGGUAAAAGUGGGCUGCGUGCUGUGCUUCCGUGGCGCAAUCGGUUAGCGCGUUCGGCUGUUAACCGAAAGGUUGGUGGUUCGAGUCCACCCGGGAGCGAGUACUUUUUUGAAAUUUUUAAGCCUGAUUUUACAAUUUUAUAAGUUUUUUUGUUACUCUCAAUUAACCUGUAAUUUUACUUUAGGUAUCAGAAGAUGUAAUCAUAGCCAACUCCAUCGACGAAGCUCUCAACGAAAUAAUGGCGGUUGAACGAAAAAUCGAGACCAUCUGGAAUAUUGGAGGACGUCAGAUCUACGAAUUAGGGUUGGAUUACCCAAAUCUACACCGCAUUUACUUGACUCAAAUCGAACAUAACUUUGAAACAGACGUCAGCUUCCCGCAAUUUGAUCAAGAGAAAUUUGAGCUUGAGAAUGUUGGAAAUACAGUCACGGACAAGGGCGGCUAUGAAUGGAAGUUGAUGGUAUACAGGAAUAAACAAAGCUCCUUCUAA